Thamnophis elegans (Western terrestrial garter snake) is the source of this 767-nucleotide messenger RNA. It is a transcript of the gene TYROBP, whose product is annotated as transmembrane immune signaling adaptor TYROBP. The record is from RefSeq and is a predicted model, not a curated record. Gene Ontology annotation, biological process: microglial cell activation involved in immune response; positive regulation of microglial cell mediated cytotoxicity; neutrophil activation involved in immune response. Gene Ontology annotation, molecular function: signaling receptor binding. Bases 148 to 468 code for a protein of 106 amino acids. Gene Ontology annotation, cellular component: cell surface. The transcript is spliced from 5 exons. Lineage: Eukaryota; Metazoa; Chordata; Lepidosauria; Squamata; Natricidae.
CAGAGCUAUUUCUUUUCCUGUUCUCUCACUCUUCAGACGGAUGUCGCCACUGCCCCUCCAGUCCCAACGCCCUCACUCUUGGACGCACACUCCCAACAAGAAAGUCUUCAGGGUCAACGGCAAUCCCUCAACUUGGGAACCUCUAAUAUGGCACAGUUAGGAUUCCCCAUCCUCCCCGUUCUCCUGGGUUUGGCCUGGCCUCAGUUGGGAGCUGCCCAAGUUGCAAACGAUUGUGGCCAUUGCUUUCGGAUCGAUCCCGGCACCAUUGCGGGAAUCGUGCUGGGAGAUUUGUUCCUGACUUUGCUCAUUGCUCUGGGAGUCUACUACGUGGUCAGCUGCAUCUAUAAACAGAAAGCAACCAGCAAGGAGAAGGGACAGCAUGAACCUACCUAUGAGGAACUUCAAGGGCAGCGGAUGGAUAUAUACAGUGACUUGAAAAAUCCAGGUUCCCGAAUUUCUUACAGAUAAUCUUCCUCCGCUUCCUUGACCUUCUAACAUUGAAUAAGAAAUUCUGAGAUUGAAGUCACUUUCAGAAGAUCCGCUCCACUCUUGUGUGCAAGCUUUCUACUGUGAAGUUCUACCUGAGGGCUUUCCCUCUAUCACAUCUUGCAACUUCAAUCAACAUGUUAGUCUAUUUUCAAAACUGCCCGUGUCUCCCACUACCCAUCCUUGCUACUCUUUUAAUAAGUGUGUCACCUAGGAUCACUUGGGCAAUGGAUGAGGCUUAUGCAUUGAACCAAUAAAUAAAUAAAAUUAGACAUAUUUAA